AUGGCGCGAAACUAAUUCAUUUUCGUAUCAAAGAAUUUUAAGCCCACCAGUUCUAGUGCUAGAUAGAAAUUUCAGUUUCAAAUAUUCUGGAUUAGGACAUCCUGUUCCACUGCUCUCUACAAUAAGGGUUUUGAUUCCCCAACCGCACAUAGAGCGAUCAUGCAUUCGAGCCAGUUCGACGGUGCCACGGCCUUCUCCGGUGGUGGUUUUAUGCCUUCUCAGGCAACUCAAGGCCCUGAACCUUCCUUUUCCUACUCCAAGAAUCGUGAUGCUCAGUCAUUGCUUCCUCUGACGGUCAAGCAGAUAAAUGAUGCAUUUCAGUCCAGCGAUGAUAAGUCUAAUAUGAUUAUCGAUGGCGUGGAUGUUAAUAAUGUCACUCUUGUAGGAAGGGUGUGCAACAAAGCUGGAAGGAUUACUGAUGUUACUUUUGUACUGGAUGAUGGGACUGGAAGGAUUGAGUGUAGUAAAUGGCUCCAGGAAGAUGCAGACACGAAUGAAGCGGAGGGUAUCAGGGAUGCAAUGUAUGUGCGCUUACAUGGACACUUGAAAGGUUUUCAGGGCAAAAGGACCUUAAAUGUAUUCUCUUUUAGGCCUUUGAACGACUUUAACGAGAUUGCAAGUCACUUCAUUGAUUGUAUAUACGUCCAUCUCUAUAAUACCAGGAUACGGAGUAGUGUGCCAAAACAGCAAUCUAUGAACAAUUCUUUACCUAUGAAUCCCACGAGAGGUUAUGAACCUGCCCCUCCAAAUCAAUUCUCUGGUCAGCACAACAACGGUCAGAAGAAUGUUGAAGAUAUGGUCUUAGAUAUCUUGCAUCUUCCCUCGAACAGUGUCAAAGAGGAGGGUGUCUCUCGGGACCUUAUUGCACAGCAUCUUGGAAUUCCUUUGGAUAAGCUCAUGUUAUCUAUAAAAAACCUUAUUGAGGAAGGCGCCAUUUAUGAAGCUAUAACUGAUCAUUAUAAGUCAAUCAUCAAUGGUUGACAUCUUGUCAACGACUUUAAUCCUAAUGUGGGCUGGUCUGAUAAUGAUUAUCCAUUGCAAAGUUGAUUCUGCUUAACCUUGUGCACAUUAUAGCAGUUAUGUUAAUUACGGACGGAAGCAAAGCCUUAGUGUUAGUGCCAAAUAUUGAUGUUAGUGUUUCUAGUUCUAUACUAUUGAUAACUUACGAUGAUAGCAUGAGUUAGUACAGAUUAACUGGUAGGUAAUUAGCCUAUCUUGUAAAACGGUUUGUAAUGAAUGAUCGGACCUUCAUUAAGGGCCUUUUUGUUGGAGUUAAAUGUUGUCAGAA
Prosopis cineraria is the source of this 1288-nucleotide messenger RNA. Its product is annotated as replication protein A 32 kDa subunit B. The record is from RefSeq and is a predicted model, not a curated record. Lineage: Eukaryota; Viridiplantae; Streptophyta; Magnoliopsida; Fabales; Fabaceae. Gene Ontology annotation, biological process: nucleotide-excision repair; double-strand break repair via homologous recombination; DNA replication. The coding region runs from base 160 to 981 and encodes 273 amino acids. Gene Ontology annotation, molecular function: DNA binding. The transcript is spliced from 10 exons. Gene Ontology annotation, cellular component: chromosome, telomeric region; DNA replication factor A complex; nucleus.